Messenger RNA from Stegodyphus dumicola, 753 nucleotides. Its product is annotated as serum amyloid A-5 protein-like. The record is from RefSeq and is a predicted model, not a curated record. Lineage: Eukaryota; Metazoa; Arthropoda; Arachnida; Araneae; Eresidae. Gene Ontology annotation, cellular component: extracellular region.
GUGCUGCGGCUGAUUGGUCUCGUUCGUAAAAAGUGUUGCAGCUGAUUGUUCUCUAAAUCUUGGAAAUAUCCGUUUAAAGUGCAUUUAAAUGCAUAUUGAUAAAAAUUUGUAUCAUUGUACGCUUGAUUUUCGGUUAGUUCUCGCAAGGUAAAAGAAAUCGUCAGAGAAGAUGUCUUCAGUUAAGGCUUUGUUUUGCAUGCUUGUAUGUUUCAUGGCCUUCGUAUCAAGCUGUCAAGGAGACUUAGAAAGCUUUGCUAAUAAAGCUUGGCAAACUGGGGUUCGCUACGCUCAACAAACUCGGCAAGCUUGGCAAGGGGCUGGAGAUAUGUUUGAUGCUUAUAGGGAGAUGAGAGAAGCCAAUACCAUAGGAGCAGACAAAUAUUUCCAUGCAAAGGGAAACUAUAAUGCAGCACAAAGAGGACCUGGAGGAAAAUGGGCAGCGGAAGUAAUCAGCGACGUUCGUGAGAUGUUACCUUUUCAGUCUUCCGGUAACCGUGCUGCAGAUUCCAUAUUGGAUAAAGAGGCGAAUGAAUGGGGAAGGAAUGGUGGAGAUCCUAACAAGUACAGACCUAAUUAUCUGAAUCCAAAAUAUUAAGAGAAAGACAAUUUACAGUAAUAUUUGUGCUAUUGUAACUUCUCUUGCUAUUGAUAAAAAUUCAAUGUAAAUUGAAUGAAACAUUGGACCAUUAUUUCUGUUGUUUCACUAGCUUUAUUUCUUGCAAAUGAGUAAAAAUAAAUUUGCAUAUCACUGUU